Messenger RNA from Manihot esculenta (cassava), 1600 nucleotides. RefSeq names its product vacuolar protein sorting-associated protein 22 homolog 1. Gene Ontology annotation, biological process: protein transport to vacuole involved in ubiquitin-dependent protein catabolic process via the multivesicular body sorting pathway. NCBI's taxonomy places the organism in Eukaryota, Viridiplantae, Streptophyta, Magnoliopsida, Malpighiales, Euphorbiaceae. The transcript has 7 exons. Bases 125 to 877 code for a protein of 250 amino acids. The record is from RefSeq and is a predicted model, not a curated record. Gene Ontology annotation, cellular component: ESCRT II complex.
CCAGUGCCUCUCACCACCAUCUGCUGACCACUCCUCUUGACAGAAACAGAGCGUCAUCUAUCAUACAACGAUUCAAGAUAUUUGAUCCAAAUCCAGAAUAAAAGGAGGAUAUCUUUAGAGAAGAAUGAGGAGGAGGCCUGGAAUUGGCGGGUUACAAACGGCUGCUGCUGCUCGGGACCAAUAUCGAUUAUUAGGAGAAAAUGUAGCGAAGUUAAGAACUGAUCUUAUGAAAGAACAGCUCGCCACUUUUCGCUCCCAGCUCGAAGAAUUUGCCCGCAAGCACAAGAAUGAUAUCCGCAAGAACCCAAGUUUCAGGGCGCAAUUCCACGAGAUGUGUGCUAAAGUUGGAGUGGAUCCACUGGCCUCGAAUAAGGGUUUUUGGGCAGAGCUGUUAGGGAUUGGCGACUUCUAUUACGAACUUGGUGUGCAAAUCGUUGAGAUAUGCUUGGCAACAAGACCUCACAAUGGAGGUUUGAUCAACCUUCAGGAACUGUGCACUCUACUUCGUCAGAAACGAAAAACUGGUCGUGAAGCUGUUUCCGAGGAUGACUGCUUGCGUGCUAUAAGUAAGCUUAAGAUUCUAGGAAGUGGUUUUGAGGUGAUAUCUGUUGGAAAAAGAAAGCUUGUUCGAUCUGUUCCGACUGAAUUGAACAAAGACCAUAAUGAAAUUCUGGAGCUGGCUCAGGCUCAAGGUUAUGUGACUGUUGAUGAGGUAGAGAAGCGACUUUCUUGGACAUCUGGUCGUGCUAUUGAUGCCCUUGAUACAUUAUUAGAUGAAGGUCUUGCUAUGAUUGAUGAUGGCCACAAGGAUGGCAAGCGCCGCUAUUGGUUCCCCUGUGUGUCUUCCGUAUCCUCUUCAGUAGGAGCUGAUGUCUAACAUGAUAUCUCAUCCACAAACUUUAUACAUGUACCCAUAUCAUAAGGUGCAAAAGGUAAUUUGAAGUUAUUUUAUUCCAUCCACAUGUCUGGCUGUGAAAGUAGCAAUGUAAAAUACAUUGAAUGCUAAAUUCAAUAGAGUAAAUGUAAAAGAACUGAUUCCCAUUAGUUCUUUCUGCAAUUUGCUAAUGUUUACUGUAAUCUAGCAUCAAUGCCUGUCAUUUUGCUUGUCUCUUAUUUUCUUGAGCCUGAUAUUAAAUAUUUGUGAAGGAUAUCUAACAAAAUAAGGGCCUGAAAAUCCACUUAUGUUAAGAGUGUGUGUGUAUGUAUGUUUGUAUAUAUUGAUUGCUUGUAAAUAUUAGCCAAUUCAAUUUUGCCAGUAUGCAACAUUUGAAAUUAAUUUAUGCAAUGUUUGAUAUGCCGUAAUCUCAAUAGAAUAUUUGAUUUUAUUAAACGUAGCCUUAAUCCAUUUAUCCUUUAUGCAUUGGUACUAACUAAGCAAACUUUCAAUAAGAUUCUAAUUCCAUAACAUGAACUUGAGCUUACAAUAGUUCGUUGAGAAUAUCCUCUCUAAUUGGAGUGUUAUGUGCCAAAUCAUUGACCUUGUAAAUAUUUGAAACUACUAAUAAUUGAGAUGUGUUUUCUUUUUGAUCUUUCACUCCUUUUCCCCAGGUUGUGAAGGAAGUUGUAAAGUACGUGCACUUCGGUCUUUUUUUUUUUUUUU